Rangifer tarandus platyrhynchus (Svalbard reindeer) is the source of this 729-nucleotide messenger RNA. The record is from the annotation of a GenBank genome assembly. NCBI's taxonomy places the organism in Eukaryota, Metazoa, Chordata, Mammalia, Artiodactyla, Cervidae.
AUGGUGGGAGCUGGCGGACUGGGUCCCCACUCCUUUCGGAGCUCAGCCAAGUCUAAGCCCAAGGGAGGGUUCUCAUGGACCCCAGGAGACAGAGAGGGGCUCACCCGGGAGACGGAGCAUCGUCACCGCAGGACCACAGCCGGCCGCCUCCGUCAGGGCCCCUCCGGGGAAGCCAGCACGGUCUCCCCCUUCCCCCCCGGCCCCGGGGCUCCAGGCCUCCUUCUAGGGGAGGAGCAGGCAGAGGAGGAGGAGAGAAACGUGGCCCUCGCUGCUCCGUCUGAGGAGCGGUACCCAAGUCCACUCCUAAAACUGUGCUCCACCAAGGGGCUGACCUCGGAGACCCCACAAGCCUCCACCAGGGCUCCUCAGAAGGAGGAGCCUCACCCUGAAGUCACAGCCACCCCACCAGGAGGGCCGCCCAGCUGGUGGGGCGUCUCAGAGAAGACGCGGGUCUGCACAACAGAAACGCCGCAAUCUGGUGUACAAACAGGUCUCCCCAAGCAGCCUCCUGCCCAGCUGAAACGCCAGCCUCUCACCCACCUAGUCGGGACCUCAGGAGGCAAGGAGAUGACACCCGAGGACUGCUGUUCUGCGUGCCAAGCAGCUGACGCACAUCACUUUCUUAAGCUCUGGCCUGAGGAGGAGUGUGACGCCUGUGCCCUGGACCAGAGAAGGACAAGCAACCACAGGCAAGGGCUCGUGGCCGCUGCCUGCUCUCCUAGCCCCUGA